AUGCGAAGAAGACGACAAUAAGAUAUCCCUUUUGGUUUGGCGGAAGUGCCAGUAGCAUGGCAGCUUGCGUUACACAUCCUUUGGAUCUUGUCAAGGUAACUCUUCACAAGUGUCUCGUAAUAGCAUAACAAACUCUUACACUCUUCUAGGUUCGUCUUCAAAUGCGCACAGGCAAUGCGCCCAAGAACAUGGUCGGCACGUUCGUCCACAUUCUUCGUCACGAUGGUCCCCUCGGUCUUUACAGCGGCAUAUCCGCCUCUCUACUACGCCAGAUGACAUAUUCAACUGUGCGAUUCGGCGUUUACGAAGAGGUCAAGACACGUCUUACACGCCGUAACGAAGGUCGCGAUCCAUCUUUUAUGACGCUCGUUGCCCUAGCCGCUGGAUCUGGUUUCGUAGGAGGUAUUGCUGGAAACUUUGCCGAUGUUCUCAACGUGCGCAUGCAACAUGAUGCUGCGCUUCCCCCUGCUGAGCGCCGAAACUACCGUCAUGCUUUUGACGGUAUGGUUCGUAUGGCGCGUGAGGAAGGGCCUAAGAGCAUGUUCCGUGGAUGGUUGCCCAACAGUGGCCGUGCCAUGUUCAUGACUGCUGGUCAGCUUGCCAGUUAUGAUGUCUCGAAGAGUUUGCUUCUCCAGUAUACGCCCAUGGAGGAUAACCUCAAGACUCACUUUACUUCUUCUUUCAUUGCUGGUCUGGUCGCUGCUACUGUAACAAGCCCUAUCGACGUUAUCAAGACUCGUGUUAUGUCUUCAGCAUAUGAUCACAACAUCCUGCACCUGAUUCGCGACAUUCACCGGACUGACGGUCUUAUGUGGAUGUUUAAAGGCUGGGUUCCCAGCUUUCUCCGACUCGGACCACAAACUAUUUGUACAUUUGUCUUCCUAGAGAUGCACCGAAAGGCCUACCGCAAGGUUAAGGGGUUGGAUACUAACCUGUAGACUUGACAUGACAUGAUAGACCAGGAAGAUGGGCAUGUUUUGGCGUUGUCGUUUUGUCGUUUCGUCACUCAAGAGCGGUGAUCAUCCUGUUGGCGUUACUGCUUUGUUACUCAAGAUCUCUUACACGAGCUUCUUGUGUGGGAACCUGUUUUGUAAAACACACUCAGCAUAGAAGAGGACAGGGGCGGGUAUAGAA
Messenger RNA from Fusarium oxysporum Fo47, 1134 nucleotides. RefSeq names its product mitochondrial carrier domain-containing protein. The transcript has 3 exons. Gene Ontology annotation, molecular function: sulfate transmembrane transporter activity; oxaloacetate transmembrane transporter activity; succinate transmembrane transporter activity. Gene Ontology annotation, biological process: phosphate ion transmembrane transport; succinate transmembrane transport; malate transmembrane transport. The record is from RefSeq and is a predicted model, not a curated record. Bases 162 to 938 code for a protein of 258 amino acids. Lineage: Eukaryota; Fungi; Ascomycota; Sordariomycetes; Hypocreales; Nectriaceae.